AUGAAUGCCAGUCAUACGGUCCUCUUUGGGCCUUUGGGCAAGCUUCGAGCAAGAAGUCAGCAGGUUUCAAAGCCCCGGGAAUGUAGGGAUGUAGACCCUUUCAGCGAUAGCCAAAAGAAAGGAAUCAAGUAUGAGGUGAAACGAGCCCAAAUUGUGGAAAUGACCAUAGGAUAUUUACGUACAGCUCAUAUUGGCAACUUAUUAACUUCAAAAUUCUUCAGUUAUAAGGAUUUUGAUACUUUAUUAUAUACCUGUGCAGCGGAGUUUGACUUUAUGGAAAAAGAGACUCCACUGAGAUACACAAAGACAUUAUUGUUUCCAGUUGUUCUUGUAGUGUUUGUUGCUAUUGUUAGAAAGAUUAUUAGCGAUAUGUGGGCUGUCUUAGCUAAACAACAGACACACAUAAGAAAACACCAGUUUGAUCAUGGAGAGCUGGUUUACCAUGCAUUGCAAUUGUUAGCAUAUACAGCCCUUGGUAUUUUAAUUAUGAGACUAAAACUCUUCUUGACACCACACAUGUGUGUUAUGGCAUCACUGAUCUGCUCAAGACAGCUAUUUGGAUGGCUCUUUUGCAAAGUACAUCCUGGUGCUGUUGUGUUUGCUAUAUUAGCAGCAAUGUCAAUACCAGGUUCAGCAAAUCUGCAAACCCAGUGGAAUACUGUAGGGGAGUUCAGCAAUUUGCCACAAGAAUUUAUAGAAUGGAUCAAAUAUAGUACUAAACCAGGUAAAAAAAAAAAAAGUCAUAUUAUUUAGCUGUUUUUCCCACAAUUUUAUACACCACUGCAAACUCUUAAACCCUAGUUACUUCCACUGAUCUCACUCUUUCUAAGCAAUGUUGC
Pan troglodytes (chimpanzee) is the source of this 839-nucleotide messenger RNA. RefSeq names its product protein C-mannosyl-transferase DPY19L1-like. Gene Ontology annotation, cellular component: nuclear inner membrane. Lineage: Eukaryota; Metazoa; Chordata; Mammalia; Primates; Hominidae. The transcript is spliced from 9 exons. Bases 1 to 753 code for a protein of 250 amino acids. Gene Ontology annotation, molecular function: mannosyltransferase activity. The record is from RefSeq and is a predicted model, not a curated record.